Messenger RNA from Rasamsonia emersonii CBS 393.64, 381 nucleotides. RefSeq lists its product as uncharacterized. The record is from RefSeq and is a predicted model, not a curated record. NCBI's taxonomy places the organism in Eukaryota, Fungi, Ascomycota, Eurotiomycetes, Eurotiales, Trichocomaceae. The transcript has a single exon. The annotation marks the transcript as partial. Gene Ontology annotation, molecular function: nucleic acid binding.
GCUAUCCCAAAGGACUACCAGAUCAGUGUCAGCAAGAAUGGCUGGACAAAUAAUGAGAUAGGCCUUGAAUGGCUUCAGAAGACCUUCAAGACCUAUACAGCUUCAUACACAGUUGGGAGAUAUCACCUAUUGAUUCUAGAUGGGCAUAGCAGCCAUGCUACUGCAGGAUUUAAUAAAUUCUGCACAGAGAAGAAUAUUAUUCCUCUUUAUAUGCUAUCACAUAUGUUAUCAUAUUCUUCUCACCUGCUCCAACUGCUUGAUAUCAGCUGCUUCUCGCCAUUAAAGUGCCUAUAUGGCCAGAAAAUUGGGGAGAUGAUACAGAAAGGAAUCCAUACCAUUGACAAGGAAUAUUUUCUAUAUAUCUAUCCUACAGUCCAUUAA